CCCCUCGCAACCUUCUCGCCCGCACGUUGUUUACUCUCCUCCGCUGGAUCCAGCCAACCCCAAAUGAUCCCAAGAGAUCGCCCCUCGACGCUAGCUGUUGUCCCGGUCAUCAAAGUGGAGUCUUGAUCCUUGAAGGUUGCCGUUGGCAGCAGGUCGCUUCUUCUCAUAUCAUCCCCCCCGUCUGCCCGGCUUUCUUCUUCUCGUUCAAGAUUCUCUUCACCUUCGGAUCUCGCAUUGCAUUUGUUUCUGGCUUCCAUUCUUGCUUAAUUUGAUUUGAUUUUUCCCUUUACUUUUCUUCUAUAUUUUGAGCCGUUGCCGGCUCGCUGGCGAUCGUGUUUUUGUUUCUUGCCGCGUUUGUUUGCAAUCAACGAAUCCCGUAAUUGCUGGCCAAAGAGGAUAAGCAAUGGCCCCCAAUACCGCCGCUCCGCAGAUCUUUGACGAUGCCCACCGCGCCCCCGGCAGAUCCUCUGUCUUCCGAGCCAUCAUGUCGAAGCCGCAUAAGCGAAACCAGUCUGCGGACGAUGCCAUGCCCCCGCAGUUCAAGAACAGCAAGCCAACGGGCACCGUUCCUUUCCCAUGGGCAGACAAACCUGCUCCGGAACCCGGCCAUCUUCCCUUGGGAGAGAUAGUUCCGAAUCGCGAUGCCCGUGACAGCCAUGUGUCACCGGCGAAGCCAGCGAAUAAAGAGAAUAAAGCGCCUUUGCAUAAGAAGACGAAGAGUGCAGUAUCUCUCAAGUCCCUUCGGAGUUACAUGGAACGAAAGGACACCAAGCUGGAAGAACCCCAUAUCAACGAUGCCGACGAGUUGAAGCCUAAGAAGACCAAGUCGACCAACAGUUUGUCGGCCAUCCUCAAGCGAUCCCAACGUGGACGUAGAGCCGAUGGUGCGAAGCAGACCCGCGACAAAGAGAACCGGAGCCCCGUUGAUCUUGUCGACAACAUGCCAUCCCCCGUCUGGCCCCAAGAGGGCUCUAUCUACCAAGCUCCCAGCAUUCGGUCGCGACAGAACUCAUCUGCAGAUCGACGUCGAAGCGUCGCAGAAGAAGUGUCUCUGUAUACGCCAAAGGCAUAUAGCCCAGCCCAGCAACGAAACUUUUACGACUACCAACAACCGUCUCUGACCAGACAGGGAGAGGGAAAGCCUCGUCCCAAGUCGGACUGCCUUGCUGGCAACAGAAAAAUGAAGGACAUUUUGGGCCUACAUCGUGCACUAUCCGGAGGCAGUAAUGCUAGUGCAGUGGAUAGCGUGUCAUCCAAGGCGCAAGGUCUCGACAGAGUGAGGAAGACGUCCGUACCCGAAUCGCCUGCCCCCCCGCCAAAGGACCAAUCGAAUGGGAAGAGACUUUCUCGUGUGCAGGCAGCGAUCUCGGUGUUCAACGCAAAGGAACGAGAUGCUGAUGUCCACAAGCACUUGAGCUCCAAGGAUCUUGAAAGUGAAUUUGAGAAGCUUCUGGAUGCCCGAAACAUUCCUCAUAACAUGCGGGACAAGAUGCGCUCCCUUGACACCAACAUCAAGGCCGACUUCAUUCAGAAGGAUCGCACUGAGAUGGGCACACCAGUCAGCUCUGGUACCUCUGACAGUCGCCGUGGCCGCGGCAAGGAGUCGAAGGAUUCUCAGGAUCGUAAGGGCUCACGCUCCCGCUCCAGGAGCCGCGGUUUCACCUUUGGCCGGGGCUCUUCCUCCCCCGGUAAAAAAGCUCGACCAGAGAGCGGGAGUUUCCAUCGUCCCAGGUCUGUGGAUCUGUCCCAGCCAGUAGGUGUCUAUACGACUCUGAGUGCUGCGGGCUCUACUGCAUCACUUUCUGAAGCGGCGGUCGUUGACACCGCUGCUGACCCAUCCGACUUUGUGCACUAUCUGAGAGAGAUUCAAAAGCCAGAGAUGGUUGAGGUAGGCAAGUUGCACAAGCUACGGCUCCUUCUGCGGAAUGAAACAGUCAGCUGGGUGAACGGGUUCAUUUCUGAGGGAGGCAUGGAUGAGAUUGUCCAACUCAUCUACCGUAUAAUGAAGAUGGAGUGGCGGGAGGACCAUGAGGACACUCUUCUUCACGAGGCUUUGCUAUGCUUGAAGGCUCUUUGCACUACAUCAAUUGCAUUGGCGCAUCUCGCUAGCAUUGAAGGUGAACUCUUCCCAGCCUUGCUAAAGAUGCUUUUCAACGAGGAAAAGAAGGGCCCGAGCGAAUUCACGACUCGGGGCAUAAUAAUCAACCUUUUAUUUACCCAGCUCUCUGCGACUUACCCCACUGAGUCGAAGUCCGAGCGCACCGAGCGUAUUCUGUCAUAUCUCCGAGAUCCGUCCCCGGAAGACGAGAGUCAACCUGUCUCGUUCAUUGCCAACAUUUACCAGUCGCGACCGUAUCGCGUGUGGUGCAAGGAGGUUACAAAUGUGACCAAGGAAGUCUUCUGGAUCUUCCUUCAUCACCUCAAUGUGAUCCCGCUUCCCAAAGCAGACCCCCAGUCGGACGAUCCAUUCGUAGAGAAUCACUCGGUUGAUACUCGCUCCUACUGCGAGCGACACUUCCCUCCACCUCGCCCCCCGGUCCCUGCUGCUCCCUAUGUUGGCGGCGUUGAGUGGGAUGCAACCAACUAUCUUGCCGCGCAUUUGGAUCUUUUGAAUGGUCUGAUUGCCUCCUUGCCCACAGCUGAUGAUCGGAACAAGCUUCGGUCUGAGCUGCGGGCUUCCGGCUUUGAGAAGGUCAUGGGUGGUAGUCUACGUACCUGCAAGGAGAAAUUCUACUCCGCCGUUCAUGAAUGUCUUCGCACCUGGGUUGCUGCAGCAGUUGAGGAUGGCUGGCCCUAUCUCAUGGUGCGCGAAGGACCGCCUCGUGCGGAGCCUGGCUCGCCUACCAAGUCCCCCAAGAAGGCGGCGCCCGGUAGUCCAAAGAAGGGUCUACUGGAUGACAAGCCACCUCAGCUCAACUUGGCCCUGGACUUCUCAGACAGUCGCGUAUUUACUCCACUGGGCCCAACAACGCCAUCCAGCGAGAUGCCUCGCUGGCUUUAAUCGUCAAGCAUUUGGAUACAACAUCCGCUUGACAAUUUUUCUUCUUUUCUUUUCUUAUAUUUUUUUUUUUUACAAUUUUCCUACCGGCCCACUCUGACUUUACUUUCAUGACUCGGCGUUCUACGGUCCUUGGUUUUCUUUGUCUUUGUAGGGGUCACACCAGCAUGCCAAGGGAGCAUGUUGGGGUUAUACCUUACAUUUUUGGAAGCUCCCCCCCCCUCUGUCUCCUUUGGCUUUUUUGGACUUCCUAUGGCGUUGGCAUUUCUGGAGUCGUUGGGAGUUGCAUAUUUUCGAUGUCCAGCGAAUUUCCUGGCAAACAUGAUGUGAUGAAGUCAAGCUAUGGUGCAGGCGGCGGGAAGAGGAUGGCAACGACAGAUAGGUAUUGGUCCAGUGGAUGGAUGCAUAGGGACAUCUUUUCUUCUAUAUGAGAAUUGAAUGAAAUUCCACUUACGAGAUUUGAGAUGCUUGUCGAAGUAGCUAUUAGUAAGAGUGGAAAUUGGCUAAAAUAGGAGAGAGAUGGAUGAAAGAGGUGUCUCAUUUUCAACGAAUAUUUAUGCCAAAUGAGUAUUGUACAGUCCCACAGGAUCUACCAAUUACAGUGGAUAUCAGAUAUUUUCACGAGCGGACUACUUUUGAGCUCCACUCCCACCAUUCUCGUCUGCCCUCUUCACGGGACCUGGAGGCGGGGGACUGGAGAACACAGCCU
Penicillium brasilianum is the source of this 3707-nucleotide messenger RNA. NCBI's taxonomy places the organism in Eukaryota, Fungi, Ascomycota, Eurotiomycetes, Eurotiales, Aspergillaceae. The record is from the annotation of a GenBank genome assembly.